Molecule: messenger RNA, 2102 nt
Organism: Tarenaya hassleriana
Lineage: Eukaryota; Viridiplantae; Streptophyta; Magnoliopsida; Brassicales; Cleomaceae
Product: zinc finger BED domain-containing protein DAYSLEEPER-like
Exons: 3
Coding region: 94-2019 (641 amino acids)
Molecular function (GO): protein dimerization activity; DNA binding
Source: RefSeq, a predicted model, not a curated record
UGCCGGAGAUACUAUUUUUGCCUCCGGAAUCUAAAUUUGAUCUUCCCGUCUUCUUCUUGCAGAGGACUUCAGAGCAAGAAUCUGUCAGAAAAUAUGGAAACAUCUGAUGAGAUCUACGAUAAUGAUGGGACGGUAACCCCAGAAACACGAGGGGGAAAGCCUCGGAAAAGGAAGUCGACGGUGUGGGAGCACUUCACCAUUGAGGAUGCAGGUCCCGGAUGCAGAAUGGCAUGUUGCAAGGGGUGUAAACGGAGAUUUUCUUACAGUAAUGGAUUUAAAGUCUUGGGUACCAGUCAUCUUAGGCGCCACAUCUACAACGGGACUUGCCCAGCACGCCUUCAUCUCCAGGGGAAUAAUCAGCUGUCACCAUACACACUCGAGAAUGUCACACAGAGAAGACAAUACCAGACGUCUAGCACACCCUACAUUCCAUUCGAUCAGGACCGUUGCCACCGUGAGAUCGCCAAGAUGAUCAUCAUGCAUGAUUACCCUCUUCACAUGGUUGAAUGUCCCGGAUUUGUGUCAUUUGUCCAGAGUCUUCAGCCUCAGUUUGAGAUGGUGAACUUCAACACCGUUCAAGGAGACUGUGUCGCGACUUACCUUGCAGAAAAGCAGAAUGUCAUGAAAUAUCUCGAAGGCAUUCCUGGCCGGUUUGGCCUUACUCUUGACAUUUGGACUUCGAAGCAAACUCUAGCCUACGUGUUUGUAACCGGUCACUUCAUUGAUGGCGAUUGGAAGCUGCAGAAAAAGCUUCUUAAUGUCGUGGUGGAACCAUUUCCGGAAUCUGACGCAGCUCUGAGCCGUGCUGUUGCUUCCUGCAUUGCUAACUGGAAUCUUGAUGGAAAGAUGUUCUCUGUUACAUCCAACCAUCCGGCUAGUAAAGAAGCCAUCGAAAAUCUAAGAAUUCUACUCUCCGCCAAGAACCCGAAUAUCUUCAAUGGUCAGUUGUUGAUCGGGAAUUGUAUUGCCCGCCUCUUCAGCAACCUUGCGAAAGACGUGUUUCUUAAAGGAGCAGAUGUGAUCGAGAAGAUCCGUGAUAGCGUGAAGCAUGUGAAAACCUCUGAAUCGCCCGAGGAAACGUUUCAAGUUCAUACAGAGAGGACACCACUUUCCCUCGACGAUCAAACUCAAUGGAACACGACGUAUCUGAUGCUCGUGGCUGCUUCGGAAUCAAAGGAAGUGUUCUCAUGUUUAGGGACCGCUCCAUCAGCCGAGGACUGGAAACGGGCCGAGACCCUUUGCACGUUCUUGAAGCCCCUUUAUGAUGCAGUAUCCACUCUUGAAUCUAAUGUAAACCCACAUGCGGUUAACUGUUUCCACGAAAUCAGGAAGACGCAUUCAGAUCUCUCUCGUGCCAUCGCUCGUGAAGAGGAUCCUUGCAUCGGCGACCUCGUCAAAACCAUGAUAGUGAAGAUCGAAAAGUACUUGAAAGAUUCUAGCUUGGUUUUGGCCAUGGCUGUGGUAAUGGAUCCUCGGUACAAAAUGAAGCUUGUGGAGUUCAGUUUCUCAAAACUAUUCCGAGAAGACGCCCGUAAGAACAUCAAAGCUGUGGAUGACAGGCUUCACGAGCUCUUCAACGGGUAUUUAGCGCUUCCUCAGCCGCUCACUCUGGCCUACGCUGAAGGAGAGAGCAGCCUGAAUCCCGAUGGAUUAGCAGAUUUCGACGUGUAUAUAAUGGAGACGAUGGGACGGAAUCUGAAAUCCGAGUUGGAUCGGUACCUGGACGAGACAUUGUUGCCUCGCCAUGUUAAGGAGUUCAAUGUGUUGGAAUGGUGGAAGCAUAACAAGCUGAGAUACCCGACGUUAUCGGGGAUGGCUCGGGAUAUUCUAUCGAUCCCGAUGUCGGCUGCUGCGGAUUUCGGUAAUGUUUUCGACAUAGAGUCGAGGGAGAUGGAUGCUUACAAGACAUUGCUUAGGCCUGAGACGGUGGAAGCUCUGAUAUGUGCAAAGGAUUGGUUUCAAUCUCAAUCUCAACCCCCAAAACUCCAAUGUCAAAACCGGACAAUAAGGGACUAUUAAGUUUGUGGUUUUAGUAAAAAUAACAACAACAACAAAACUGAAAACUUAUUGUGAUUCGUAUUAGGAUUCUUUGAAUUUUUCAU